UAGCAGCAUUUCUCACGGUUUUACGGUUACCUAGGUCUUCUUUAAGUAGGCUAUGUAACGAUAACUUGCAUUUAAACAUUUGGUAUGAGUUAUUCAACCCUCCUAAAAAGUAUCUCCCGGUCUUUACGUAACAGAAACUCAAAGUCGUGAUACUGACCGGACUCUUCCUUGUAUGUCACAAACUGACAUAAACUUGCCAUAAGCCGAACCUUUUUUAGUUAAUAAACGUAAAAUAUUUUAGCCUAUUGGCUCAGUAAACAUUGCCUAAACCUAGCUACAAGCGCGACGCGACGCAUAUAGAACGCUUCCUACACACUCGCUUGUAGCGUUGACAACUUCAGCAUUCGAGUAUCUCGCGUCGCGUCGGUAGUAGUGUACAUGUGGCAUUACUGUGCUUCUAAUAGGAUUCCGGUUUAAUCUCUUCGCGUGGCGUAAAUCAGGUGCGCUUGUCAGUUUAGUUUGCUCGGUUAUUGUUGUCACUUUGUUGUGUUCAGCCCUCUUUAGUUGGCUUAUUGCACGCUGAUGUUGUAGGCGGGGUUCAUAGCUCAUAUUAUCUGUUCAUAAGGCGUGUUCUUUGUCCGCGCCUGGGUUGGAGUGUAUAAUAGUAACGCGUAUGGGGAAACUGAAGUUCACAGCUUGAGCUGACUGUUUCCGGAGAGCGUGUGUUCAAAUUAUAUCACGACAGAUUUACACUUCGAGUGAAGACAAUGGCAGAGAAGAAUGGAAAACCAGCAUUUGAUAAACCUAAGAUUGAGCUACAUGUGCAUCUUGAUGGUGCUAUUCGAAUAAAGACCAUUGUAGAAGUAGCAAAGAGGCGGGGAAUCACUCUACCUGCGAAUGGCGAGGAUGAAAUGAGAGACCUGGUCAUAAUGCAUGAGCCGACCACACUCACAGAAUUCCUUGGCAAGUUCGAUCACUACAUGCAUGCCAUUGCAGGGGACAGAGAGGCCAUCAAGAGGAUAGCUUACGAGUUUGUUGAGACAAAGGCCGAAGAGGGAGUGAUCUAUGUUGAAGCCAGAUACAGCCCUCAUCUGCUGGCCAACAAGGGAGUGGAUCCUCUUCCUUGGGACCAAAAACCAGGAGACAUCACUCCCGAUGACGUGGUGGACCUGGUGAACCAGGGGUUCAAAGAGGGAGAGAAGGCCUUCAAAACCAAAGUCAGGUCCAUUCUGUGCUGCAUGCGUCACAGGCCAAACUGGUCUAUGGACGUAGUUGAGCUGUGUAAAAAGUAUCAUAAAGAUGGUGUUGUGGCAAUAGACCUAGCAGGAGAUGAAUCCCUGAUCUGCGAGUCACACUCAGGACACAAGAGAGCAUUUGAGGAAGCCGUCAGAAGUGAGGUGCACAGAACAGUGCACGCAGGAGAAGUGGGCCCUGCCAGUGUAGUGAAGGAGGCUGUGGAAGUUCUGAAAGCAGAACGCAUUGGACAUGGAUACCACACGCUUGAAGAUCAAGCCCUGUAUAAACGACUGCUCCACCAAAACAUGCAUUUUGAGAUUUGUCCUGUCUCUAGCAGACUGACAGGAGCCUGUGACCCAGACUUCACUAAACACCCUCUCAUCACAUUCAAGAAGGACAAAGCUAACUACUCCUUAAAUACAGAUGACCCUACCAUCUUCAACUCCACCUUGAUCUCAGACUACCAGGUGGUGCAGAAAUACAUGGAUUUCACUGAAGAGGAGUUCAAGAGACUGAAUAUAAAUGCAGCCAAGUCCUGCUUUCUUCCUGCGAAGGAGAAAAAGGAGCUUCUUGAACAACUCUAUGAGGCCUAUGGCAUGCUGGAAAAAACAGGCUUUUGAGCUCAGUACUGUUAUAAACAAGUAUGCAGCAAGCAGAGCCUUUCGGGACAUUUGCCUUCUCACACAUGAUUGUGGAUCCUGAUUCCUUGAAGCUGGAGAACUCGCACACACAUUUCUCAGUGAAAGUUUUACACAAAAACAAUAAAGACCAUACAUAAAAACCUCUAACUUUAGAAGUUAACAUGCUGUUCAUUAAAAUAAAUGUCAUUUAUAUUUCAUUAACCACUGUUACGGCAUGCUGGAUUUGACCAAAUGCUGUUGCCUUUCAUCUACAUGGACAUUUUUACAAGUAAUAUCUAUAGCCUAAACAUGAAAUAUUGGUCUUACGGUAUUUCAUAUUUACUCAAGCCUAUGUCACUAUACUUUAUGCUCUUCUCAAUAUACACACAGAAUAUGAUCAUAAUGUAAUAAAGAAAACAAUCUUUAUAUAAAGCAUGUUAAGCUGUAUAACGUGAAAGGUGCUGUGAGAAUGAAAUCAAAUAGUACCUCAGCUGUAUUCAACAAUUUUACAAUGGCAAUAAUUUGUAAAUCCAAAACAUUAAAGGGUCAUUCCACCGAAUGGGUGCCAUUUCUGUCCCCAGGACAUGAUAGGUACAAACAUGCAUAAAAAUUAACUAUAAAAUACAUUUUAUUAUUAAGCAAAGUGUCCUGCACAUUAAUCUAACUGCAAAUUUAAAAUAUAUAAAUUAAAACAAUUAUUAAAAACUACCUAAAACACUGAAAAUACAGCAUUUGUACAUGUCCCCAGUGUCUAACGCUACAUUUUAACGUGAAAUAUAAUGUUUAAAAUUAUAUUUAAGAAAUCAUUUUUAUUUAGCAUUUUUGUGUACCUCCAUAUCCCAUCUGUGCUUUAAAUACAUUUAUUUCAAAAUAAAUGUAUAAUAUUUGGGAUAAAAUACACAUUUUAGUCGUGUCCCCAGGUUUUCACUCAGUCCUGUUACCCUAACACAUUCCCCCCUCUAAAAAACUGGGAACAUUCCACAAGACACAUUUUCAACAUAAUAUUGCAACAUCUGGAUCUUCUGAAGGCAAUGAAACGAUCGGAAGCAUGUGGUCUUAUUUUCUUUUCUGUAUAUUUGAUGAUAUUGUAACGGUGGCUGGGAGCGUCAUUAUAAAUAUACUGCCCUGUUACCUAAAUUAUUUCUUAGAUGUUACUUGUUUAUUUUAAAAAUACAAAUCUUUGGUGAAUCACUAUAAUUUGCGGAGUACUCUCAUAAUAUUAGCAUGUACUCCAUGUGGCUAGAUUAUAUGUGUUUGCUCAUUUUAUCCUAAAAUCUCAAUCCUGUUACUCAUAUAUCCUAUACUUGUAUAUAGUAACAGGAGUAAGUAGCGUCAUCAGAUUUAUUAAUGUAAAUAUCAGGCUACAUCCAUAUUAAUCUAGACAAACCAUUGUUCUCAAAGUUUUGGCCUUCUAUCCACACUGAGACAAUUCUUUUGCCCAGAGAAAACUUGGUUGUUCCCGCAUUUUGUGUUUUAUAUUACAUUACUGCAAGUAUGACAGAAAAUGUAUGAUUUCUGUCCUGUGGCAAUUAUGUAUUAGACUCAUAUAUGGAAUGGCGUUUGAGUGUGAGCUAACAAAACAAUAUCCACAGGAAAAACUGAAAAUAUAUUAUUUAAGUUUAUUAUUUUUUCAUUAUUUAUAUCUUAUCUUAUAACUCAUCCUCUACCCCCAAACAUAACCCUAACAAAAACCUCUGCAGACCACUAGAUUUAAAUAGCAACAAUGAUUUGGCCUUUUUUAGCAGCGAGGUCAGCUCACUAGUUGAUGUUCAACACUCUUCACUAUCGGUGCGAGCAUUAAUACCUCACAUGUGUAGUCAAACCUGUAUACUAAUAUAAUGGAUACUCCUUCCUGUUACCCAUUUCAUUGCGGUUUCUAAAUAGUUUUUCUUUAAAAACUAAAGUUAAACCACUAUUUUUUAAAUUAAGUUUGUUCCAUAAUUUAUCCCAUUGUUUAAUAAAUUUCAUCAUAGAAAAUAGCUAAACUUGAGGUUUGAGUCGCCUUUAAAAUGAAAAAACAAAAAAGGGUUUGUGUACUUUAAAAAAACAAACAAAAAAAAAACACCUUGUGUAGAUAAAAAGUGAAGAAUCUUUUUUGACCAUGAAACCAACAAUUUCCUUAAAAUAAACACCUGCCUGAGGGGGAAAUGAAGGAAUUUGUUGACAUUUUUAAACAUGCUUUUUAAAAAGACAUUAGAGUUUUGAUAACAGGACUGAGAAAAAUGCAUCUAUCUUCCAUUUAAAAUAAAAUAAAGUUACCUGAGAUGGACCAAUAAAGAUUUUGAAUAGUUAAACGUGUAUUACUAGACUCAGUCUUUAAAAAAGAUAGAAAAUUAUUAUUAUUAUUUUUUUUUUUUGAAGAGUUUUGGAAGCAAAUGGUACCCAUUCGGGGGAAUGGCCCUAAACUAGAAUAUGAUCUUAUAUUUGGUGCUCAUCUAAUGUAUAUUGUACACGGGUAAGAGCUGAUUAUUAAUAUUAAAGUUAUUAUUAGAUGUUUGAUGAUGAAAUGCUGUGCAAAACCCCUUUAAAUUUUGUCGCUCUUUUAUUCCAACACCAGAGGGCAUUUACCAAAAGACGGUUCAUAUAACUCAGGUUUGGAGUUAAUCAGCCUAGUGAAAAAUAGCUAUUUUUUACAUUUUGUGUUGUAUAGCUUGAACUGCGUAGGAAAACAUACUACUUAAUACAAAAUACUUUUGCAUCUGAAUGGUUGCGUUGUGUGAUUCUUGGCCUGUUUAUGACAAAAAAACAACAAAAAAAAGUUUUUAAUGUUUUAAUUAAUAGCGUCUCAAUUGGUAAAUCGUGGCACUCUGUGACCUGAUGUUUACGAUUUAUACAAGUCUGCUGAUUCACAUAGUCUAACAGAACAGUGCGAUUAAUGUCUGAAAUUAGUGUCUCUCGUUUCAUACAAACGCAACUGGUGCCAUCUUGAGUCUCAAUUAUUAAUUGUAGUAAAAACAAUUAUAAAAAAAGACCUCUGAAGACUUUAAUAAAAAUGUUAUUGUAAUUGA
Onychostoma macrolepis is the source of this 4804-nucleotide messenger RNA. RefSeq names its product adenosine deaminase (gene ada). Gene Ontology annotation, molecular function: adenosine deaminase activity. Gene Ontology annotation, biological process: adenosine catabolic process; hypoxanthine salvage; purine ribonucleoside monophosphate biosynthetic process. Gene Ontology annotation, cellular component: external side of plasma membrane; cytosol. NCBI's taxonomy places the organism in Eukaryota, Metazoa, Chordata, Actinopteri, Cypriniformes, Cyprinidae. The coding region runs from base 708 to 1796 and encodes 362 amino acids. The record is from RefSeq and is a predicted model, not a curated record. The transcript has 11 exons.